AUGAGCGUUAAGCAAGGAUUCAUUAGAGCUAGAAAGCUCGUGGUAGCAGUUUUGUCAAUCAUCAUGAUGAUUUUCGGAAGCACCUCUCUAGUUGCAUCGCAGGCUGUAUUUCAACUCUGCUACCCAAAAGGUUCUCCGCAGCUACAGCAGAAAUACAACUAUACUAAGAAGGCUUUCAUCUCUUUGUUGAUCUCUAUUCUCAAUUUUGUAUCCCCAUCUGCAAUUCGGAUCUCAACCGAUAAUGCAACCAUAGCCAAGGGCACCUUUUACAAAUCCAAUGGUAAACUUAUGUCCCAUUUGAAACAUCGUUCAAUAAUUAUUGCCAAUCACCAGAUUUACACUGAUUGGGUAUUCCUGUGGUGGCUGCUUUCGACAAGCAAUUUGGCUAGUAAUAUAUUUAUCAUACUGAAGAAAUCGUUGGAGUCAAUCCCCAUUUUAGGCUAUGGUAUGCGUAAUUUUAGAUUUAUAUUCAUAAGCAGAAGGUGGGUUCAAGAUAAGAUUACGUUACAGAACAGCCUGGGUACGAUCGAUGCGAAUUCCAGAGGGGUGGGUCCAUUAUCUGGUAAUCAACCGCUAAGAGUUGAAGAGGACGGCGAAAUGUUUUGGAACACUAAUAAGGUUGACGAAUCGAAAUCCUGGCCUUAUAGUUUAUUGUUGUUCCCAGAAGGUACUAAUUUGAGUCCUACGACCAGGCGAAGAAGUGCCAGCUUUGCUGAAAAGGUUGGUCAGCAAGCAUUUAGGCAUGUUCUGUUGCCUCACGCUACUGGUCUUAGAACGUCUCUUAAAUUACUGGGCCCAAGCGUGGAAGUAGUCUAUGAUAUUACUAUUGGUUAUUCGGGAGUCGGAAGAGAUACCUAUGGUGAGAUGAUCUAUAGGUUACCAAACAUUUUCCUGAGAGGUGAGACCCCAAAGCUUGUGGAUAUGCAUAUUAGAGCCUUUAACGUGGCAGAGAUCCCUGUGGAUGAUGAAGAAGAGUUCAAUCAAUGGCUCUACAAAGUGUGGAAGGAAAAAGAUGACCUAAUGGAAACUUAUUACACAAAAGGAUCCUUUGACCUUGACCCUGAGCUGGACCAAACGGUUGUCGGUAAAUUUAACGUGGAUCUCAAACCUUGCAUAGUAACCUCUAUCGUACCCACCGCAUUUGUUCUAUCGUUGCUUUUGGUUACAUACCUGAUGUAUCUGCUUUACAGCAAGUUGUAG
Messenger RNA from Torulaspora delbrueckii, 1200 nucleotides. RefSeq names its product lysophospholipid acyltransferase family protein. Gene Ontology annotation, cellular component: endomembrane system. NCBI's taxonomy places the organism in Eukaryota, Fungi, Ascomycota, Saccharomycetes, Saccharomycetales, Saccharomycetaceae. The record is from RefSeq and is a predicted model, not a curated record. The transcript has a single exon. Bases 1 to 1200 code for a protein of 399 amino acids. Gene Ontology annotation, molecular function: acyltransferase activity.